AUGAACCACGUCCCUCAAGUGUGUCAAGCCACCUACUCGGGCGUUCCGGUGUAUGAGUACUCUUUGCCAACGGUCGCAGUAAUGCGCCGCAAGCACGAUGGCUGGGUCAAUGCAACACACAUCCUUAAGGUGGCCAACUUUGAUAAGCCCCAGCGCACGCGUAUCCUUGAAAAAGAGGUCCAAAAAAACACCCACGAGAAGAUCCAGGGUGGAUAUGGACGUUACCAAGGUACAUGGGUCCCCAUUGAGAUUGCACGUCAGAUUGCUACCCAAUACCAUGUUUCUGAUGUUCUCGAACCUCUUUUUUCCUUCACUGAAAGUGAAAACUCUCCACCACCAUUCACCAAAAACGUUAUGGGCCCCAAGGGUGGACGAACAAGAGGCACGUCAAGCACUUCUGGAGGGUUUGGAGGCAAAGGCCGCAAGUCAAGGUCUGCUCCAGCACCGCAACAACAACAACAACCACCUCCUCCUCCUCCUCCUCCAGUUGUGGCUAGUACUACCUCGUCACGGCCACGGUCAGCUGCCACCUCGGAAGCUUCGUCCAGAGCCAACUCUGUAGCCUCAACUUCAAUGCCUGCAGUUGCAACUGCGUCUUCUUCGGUUGCUUCGUUGGUCAGUGCUGGCUCUGAAAAUGCUCCACCACCUGCCUCUGCAGCUUUGGCAGCAACUGCUUCUGCGGCAGCCAAUGCCGCGGCUGCGGCUGCAUCUCUGCUCCCCAUGAAGCGUGGCCGUGGCCGGCCCAAAGGUGUACCCAACAAACCCAAAAAUAGCCACCACUCAAAUAGCACGGCAGCUUCGUCGGCACCCUCAUCUAGCGCUGCGAGCUUGGCCUCACCGGCACAAAGCCAUGCAGCACAGGCGGCAGCAGCGGCAGCGGCAGCAGCCCUAGCUUCGGCCUCUGCUCAUCGCGCUGCGUCGUCUGAAUACCCUCCAUCCUCUAAAAAACAGAGAAUUGGCGACUCAUGGAUUCACUCCCCCAAAGACGCGUCGCAAACUCCUCUGCGCCAGGUGGACCCUGAGAAUUCGCUUUCGUCUAGGUCAGCAUCCCCUUCAGAUUUCUACUCGGAUGAUGACUCCUCGUCGCACCACCAUAGCCAUCAUCGGCACCUGCAAAACUCUGUGCUGGGCCGGCCCAGCCCUCGACACGACCCACGUGGGCCUCAGGAAAUUACCGACACGCCUAGCUUCUCGCAACAGCACCGGCAACAGAGCGUUGGCGAGACUUCGCUACGAUCACCAAGCACAAACAAUUUGCUAGGGAAUACUAGUAUUCAGCCAUCACCAGCCCCAGUGUCAGCCAACACGUCGAUGAGUGAUGCUGGAAUGGCUAACUCGCUUGUGUAUGGCAAUGAAGCUGCUGCAGCGCAAUAUUCGACGCGUUUGUUGGACUAUUUUAUUGCGCCAGACAGUGACGAGGUCCCCGAUUCGCUGGUGCACCCGCCUGAUGGAUUGGAUAUUAAUCAUGUGAUUGACGAUGAGGGCCAUACUGUUUUUCAUUGGGCAUGCUCCAUGGGUAAGCUCAAAAUUGUGGAGGCCCUUUUGCGGGCAGGUGCUAAUAAAAGUGCGGUGAAUCUUCAAGGCCAAACGCCAUUGAUGAGAUCCAUCAUGUUUACUAAUAACUUUGAGCUGCGGACGUUUUCCAAGAUUGUUGGAUUGUUAAUUGACACGAUCUUUUUGCAAGAUAAUUCGCAGCGCACGGUGCUGCAUCAUAUUGCGGACUCGACGCUAUAUAAAACAAAGCGGUCUGCAGCCAAGUAUUAUAAUGAGAUGAUUUUGGCCAAGCUUGCUGAACGUGAGACGCGUGAUAGCCUGGCUAACUUUAUCAAUAAGCAGGAUUCUGCUGGGGAUACUGCAUUGCACAUUGCUGCGCGUAACCGGUCGCGUAAGUGCGUAAGAGAACUUAAAACGUAUGGAGCUUCGACGACGAUUAUGAAUAGGAGUGGGCGCACACCUCAGGAUUAUAUUGAUGAGUAUGGUGUAAGUCGGAAAAAGCAGCAGCAACAGCAACAGCAGCAGCAGCAGCAGCAGCAACAGCAACAGCAACAGCAACAACAACCACAGUCACAGUCACAGCCACAGUCACAGCCACAGUCACAGCCACAGCCACUACCACAAUCACAACCUCAACCUCAACCUCAACCUCAACCUCAACCUCAACCUCAACCUCAACCUCAACCUCAACCUCAAUCACAACCUCAAACUCAACUUCAACAACAGGUGCAACAACAGGUGCAACAACAGGUGCAACAACCCCAACAAGUGGCUCCACCCGCUACAGCUGCAACCCCCCGGUUCUACUCUGGAACCAUGGGCCCUACAAGUACACCGUACCAAGACCGACCGGUGGAUGAAAGCACACCUGGGUUCCAUGGGUCAUCUAUUGCACGAAAUAACGGAGACUUGUCGUCUGUGCGGUCUUCGACAAACGGGCGAUUCAGCAUAAGUAGUACGCCUAUGGCUCCUCCACGGUACCAAGAUGUAUCUACGCCAGUGGGUGAUACUUCAAUGAGUGUAGCUGGAGGGCCAGGGAAUACGACAUUUGAUGGGCUUGGUCCGAUUUCGACGUCGUCGCCUGCAGAGCAUGUGGUGAAGAAAAGUUCUAAUGUGGGUAUCGAGGAAUAUAAGUUUAGCACGACUGCGCAGAGCGUUUUAGACAAGAGUGUGCCUGGGUUUCAAGCGGAGCUGCGGAAACUGGCCAAAGUGUACGAUGCCGAGCUUGAGAACAAGAAGAACGAUGCACAGCAAGUGCAGACGCUGUGCGAGAACAUUGAGAAGGAUAUUGCGGUGCAGGAGGUGUCUGUGCGGGCAGAGAUUGCACGUAUGGACGAUGGCGCUGGGAACGUUGUUGAGCGAGUAGAGGAGAGGCUGAAGCAGGUCAAGGCGACGGUAGAGAUGCGGGUUGUGCAGCUGGGGAAGCUUCUUGAACGGUCGCAGGCCCGGGAUUUGGCUGGGAUGGUUCAGCAAGAGGAAGCUCAUAGUGCUGGAGAGAUCCAUGCGGAGAUUGGAGGGGGUGGGAGCAUAGACGAAGAGCAGGUUGACUUAGUGCUGGAGCUUGUAGGGCUUCAACGGCGGCGGCAGCGGUAUGUGGCAGAGAUUGUGGGACUGUGGGCAUCAGCUGGAGUUGAGAUGAAGAUGAACAAGUACCGAAGAUUGAUUUCACUUUCGUGUGGAGUCAAAGCCGAGGAGAUCAACGAGGAGCUGUUGAGUGGGAUUGAGCAGGCGCUUGCCGAGUCGCAAGAAGAUGGGCGGUCAAGUUGA
Magnusiomyces paraingens is the source of this 3261-nucleotide messenger RNA. RefSeq lists its product as uncharacterized. Gene Ontology annotation, cellular component: SBF transcription complex; MBF transcription complex. The record is from RefSeq and is a predicted model, not a curated record. The transcript has 2 exons. Bases 1 to 3261 code for a protein of 1086 amino acids. NCBI's taxonomy places the organism in Eukaryota, Fungi, Ascomycota, Dipodascomycetes, Dipodascales, Dipodascaceae. Gene Ontology annotation, molecular function: transcription regulator activity; protein binding; DNA binding.